Molecule: messenger RNA, 522 nt
Organism: Podospora anserina S mat+
Lineage: Eukaryota; Fungi; Ascomycota; Sordariomycetes; Sordariales; Podosporaceae
Exons: 1
Coding region: 1-522 (173 amino acids)
Source: RefSeq, a predicted model, not a curated record
AUGACUGACCGGCCCGUGAUCAUGGACCCGCCUGCUCGGAGGACCAGCCAUAUGCCGGCGCAAACCUCAGGAGGCUUCCCGUCGCCGACGCUGGACCAUGCCAGCGCCAACCCCAAGUUUGUGGACGACUGCACGCGCAUGACUUAUGCGAUCCAGCAGAGUCUUCCCGAGGCCGUCCGACGCAUUGUGCGGGACCACUGGGAAAAGUGCCUGUUGGGCACAGAGUUUCAUCAAGCUUUCAUCGUAAGUUGCAUAUCUCAUAUUAAUUACCCUCUUUAUGUCUCGGUAUUUCCACACUUUACCCGCAUUCAUUCAUCUAUUCUUUUGACGCGCCCCCAUCCCGAGCAUCCAUGCCCUCGCCCUCGCCUCUUGUCCUCGCGCUUGCUCCCUGUAAUGGGCAGAGUUGCUCUUGCCGGUGGGGAGCUGUGGAAAGAUACUCUGGUCAGUUGCAGGGCAAGAGUGGAUGGCUUGCUUGUUCUUUGCCUGCCACCAGCUGCUUUCUUUAUACCCUCGUAUCUAUGA